CCCAGACCAGUCAGCACAAGAAGCUGAACUCAUUGCCCUCACUGAAGCCUGCCUCAUGGCAAAAGACUCUACCGCCAAUAUCUACACAGAUUCUAGAUAUGCCUUUGGAGUGGUUCAUGACUUUGGACUAAUAUGGAGGGCCCGGGAUUACAUCACAGCUGCAGGAACCCCGAUUAAGAAUGCUGCAGCAGUAGCAGCCCUGAUGGCAGCAGUACUCCUGCCCAACCAAGUGGCAGUGAUCAAAGUAAAGGCCCAUACUCGAGCUGACACCCCUGAGGCCAGAGGGAACGCCCUAGCUGACCAAGCGGCCAAGGAAGCAGCAGUGAAAGAGGAAAGAGUCCAGUCAGACCAGAUUAUGAUAACACAAGAAGAAAUCACAUGGGACCUCCUGAAACAAAUGCAGAAACAGGCCACUCUCAGGGAAAAGGAAAUCUGGCUGAAAGAAUCAGCCCUCGAAGAAGAAUCUGGACUCUGGACACAAGGAAAGAGAGUCUGCCUACCCAGAGCUCUUUAUCCCCUAAUAGCCUCAGUGGCCCAUGGGCCCACCCACCAAUCCAAAACCAUCAUGAAAGAACUAAUUGACAAAAUAUGGGUGGCCCCAGGGAUAACCCCUGUCCUGGUGAGACAUACUCAAGCGUGUCUCAUCUGUGCAGAGUGUAACCCCGGCAGAACCGAGCCCACUCCCAGAAAAUGUCUCCCGAAAGCCUUAUAUCCCUUUCAGAGGAUACAAAUCGAUCAUAUCCAGAUGCCAAUGUGCCAAGGGUUUCAAUAUGUGCUAGUAGUGAUAGACUUGUUCUCUGGGUGGCCAGAAGCCUACCCCGUCCGAAACCAGACAGCAACCACUACUGCAAUAUUCAUCAUAUCUUCACGCAUUUCGAGAAUUCAAAAUUAUUUUAUUGAAUGUGAAAAAUCGGCAAUGCAAAAAUCACGUAAUGCCAAUUCGUAA
Bufo gargarizans (Asiatic toad) is the source of this 946-nucleotide messenger RNA. RefSeq lists its product as uncharacterized. The record is from RefSeq and is a predicted model, not a curated record. NCBI's taxonomy places the organism in Eukaryota, Metazoa, Chordata, Amphibia, Anura, Bufonidae. The transcript is spliced from 2 exons. Gene Ontology annotation, molecular function: RNA-DNA hybrid ribonuclease activity; nucleic acid binding. The coding region runs from base 56 to 946 and encodes 296 amino acids.